Messenger RNA from Cannabis sativa, 1868 nucleotides. RefSeq names its product protein NCA1. The transcript has 8 exons. Gene Ontology annotation, biological process: protein ubiquitination. Gene Ontology annotation, molecular function: protein binding; ubiquitin protein ligase activity. The record is from RefSeq and is a predicted model, not a curated record. Bases 293 to 1456 code for a protein of 387 amino acids. NCBI's taxonomy places the organism in Eukaryota, Viridiplantae, Streptophyta, Magnoliopsida, Rosales, Cannabaceae.
AUCCAUUUAAAAUUGAAUUAUUAUUAUUAUUAUUUAAAAAAGAAAAAAGAAAAAAGAAGGGGUGAUUUCGGAAAAAAGAAAGAAAGGAUAGAUCAUAGAUAUCUAUUCUAAUUUGUAGAUAGAAAGCUCAAUAAAUUAAGCUCUCGCAUCUUCCACCGACCGCAGUUUCACAUCUCAUUUUCUUUUCCAGAAAACGAAGAUAAGACAAGAAUAAAACGACGUCGUCUCAUCUCAUAUAAACAUUAUACUAUUACUAGUUGCGGAUUGAAUUGAAGAGUAAGAUUUGCAGAAGAUGACCACGCCGGUUUGCCCAUUUGUGAAAGCCUCUCGCCCUGAUGAGACUUCUUUAAAGAAAUGUCCCUUUGGAUUUGAUUCUUCUAGUACAACUACUGCUGCUGCUACUAACGACAAAAACAAUAAACCAUCACAACCCCACAAAAAACAACAAUCACCAUCGCCAUCACCAGCAGUGAUUGAGGCAAAAUGCCCUUUUGGAUAUGAUUCUCAGAAACUGAAGAUUGGCCCACUUAGCUGCGUCAUAUGCCAAGCCCUUAUCUUUCAAUGUAGCAGAUGUGUACCUUGUUCUCAUGCUUUUUGCAAAGGCUGUAUUUCAAAGUUCAACGACUGCCCAUUGUGUGGAGCUGAUAUAGAGAAGAUUGAAGAUGACGAGAAGAUCCAGAGCUUGGUGGAUCGUUUCAUUGAAGGUCAUGCUAGAAUUAAGAGAACCCAGGAAAUUGAUAGUAAUAAUACUGAGAAUAAUAAAGAGGAAGGUGUAGCUGAAUCUCCUAAAAACAAGACAGUGAUUUAUGAGGAUGUGUCUUUGGAGAGAGGUGCCUUUUUGUUUCAACAUGCCAUGAGGGCAUUUCGGGCCCAAAAUAUGGAGAGUGCCAAGUCCAGGCUCAGUCUUUGUGCUGAAGACAUUAGAGAUCAGUUAGAAAAAAUGGGUAACACCUCCGAGUUGUGUUCUCAGCUUGGAGCGGUUCUGGGUAUGCUUGGUGACUGCUGUCGAGCAACAGGUGACACCACUUCUGCCAUCUCUUAUUUUGAAGAGAGUGUUGAGUUUCUAUCUAAGCUACCAAGAAAUGAUCUAGAGAUAACACACACACUUUCUGUUUCACUCAACAAAAUUGGAGAUCUUAAAUAUUAUGAAGGAGAUCUGGAAGCUACAAGAACUUACUAUUUUCGGUCUUUAAAUGUUCGACGUGAUGCUGUAAAGGACAAUCCAAAUGUUCCUUCUCUGAUUCUGGACCUUGCUGUUUCACUUGCAAAAGUUGCAGAUGUGGAUAGGAGUUUAGGGAAGGAGGAUGUUGCCAUCAAUGGAUUUCAAGAAGCCAUACAAUUGGUGGAACCGUUGAAAUUGAAACCCGAAGAAACUGGUCUUCAGAAACGGCUUGAUUCAGUGCUAGAGUUCCUUAAAAGUCAAAUUGUGGAAAAAGAAGCUGAGGCAACUCUCUAAUUGAGCUGUGUGUCAACAGAGAGAGAAUAAAUACAAGCAUAGACAACCUGAGGAAGAUGGAGUAGUUUCAAAGUGUUAGCUUGAAUAAAGCGCUGGUGUUAUUGUGUAUUAUUAUGGUUGAGAAACUUUUUCUGCUAUUAUCUAGUAAUUGUAUCUCAUCUCAAGUAUCUGUAUAUAAAAGCUUAUCUGCUACUGAACUUGAACAUGAACAGAGUAAGUGCACAAGCAUCAACCUUGCUCCUGGAUACACUGGAUUUGUGUUACUCCUUUCCUUCCCAUUUGUCUUUGCCUUAUAUACCCUGUCACUAAACUCCUUGUUUUACUACUCAAGUCAAAGAGAAAGGAAAAGUCUUGUUCGAUUAGUCAAGACCAUGUUAGAAAUCUAUUUAAUGGGGUCUGUUAUUUUGCCUUA